AUGUCUCCUGUAGGACACCCCCAAACAUCACCGCCUACCCAGCCGCCCACACUCCCUGCAUGCCGAGCCGCGCCGCAGCGCUCCAGCCUCAGGGGGAACGUGUCUCCUGUGGGACACCACCAAACAUCACCGCCUACCCAGCCGCCCACACUCCCUGCAUGCCGGGCCGCGCCGCAGCGCCUCAGCCUCAGGGGGAUCGUGUCUCCUGUAGGACACCCCCAAACAUCACCGCCUACCCAGCCGCCCACACUCCCUGCAUGCCGGGCCGCGCCGCAGCGACUCAGCCUCAGGGGGAACGUGUCUCCUGUGGGACACCACCAAACAUCACCGCCUGCCCAGCUGCCCACACUGCCUGCAUGCCGGGCCGCACCGCAGCGCUCCAGCCUCAGGGGGAACGUGUCUCCUGUGGGACACCACCAAACAUCACCGCCUGCCCAGCUGCCCACACUGCCUGCAUGCCGGGCCGCACCGCAGCGCUCCAGCCUCAGGAGGAAUGUGUCUCCUUUGGGACACCGCCAAACAUCAUUGCCUGCCCAGCCACCCACACUCCCUACAUGUCGGGCUGCGCCACAGCGCCUCAGCCUCAGGGGGAACAUGUCUCCUGUGGGACACCACCAAACAUCAUUGCCUGCCCAGCCACCCACACUCCCUGCAUGCCGGGCCGCGCCGCAGUGCCUCAGCCUCAGGGUAACGUGUCUCCUGUAG
Schistocerca nitens (vagrant locust) is the source of this 705-nucleotide messenger RNA. RefSeq lists its product as uncharacterized. Lineage: Eukaryota; Metazoa; Arthropoda; Insecta; Orthoptera; Acrididae. The coding region runs from base 1 to 705 and encodes 234 amino acids. The record is from RefSeq and is a predicted model, not a curated record. The transcript has a single exon.